Camelina sativa (false flax) is the source of this 1931-nucleotide messenger RNA. The record is from RefSeq and is a predicted model, not a curated record. NCBI's taxonomy places the organism in Eukaryota, Viridiplantae, Streptophyta, Magnoliopsida, Brassicales, Brassicaceae.
AUGAGAGAGUAUCCACCUGAGUCUUUGACCGGUGAGCAAAUUUACUCUGAGCGAUUGAGUGGUGUGAAUCCACCAAAAACGAAGGACGUCGGUGGAAAUGGUCAUGAAAAGAAGAUGCCGGGAUAUGGGAAGCAACACAACUGGCACAAAGAAAGCAUAUUGUGGCAGCUGCCAUACUGGAGGGACCUCAAUCUACGACAUAAUAUUGACGUGAUGCAUACAGAGAAGAAUUUUUUGGACAACAUCAUGUAUACUCUUAUGCGUGUGAAGGGUAAAUCAAAAGAUACCAUCAUGUCAAGAUUGGAUUUAGUGAAGUUCUGUUCUCGGCCACACUUACAUCUUGAUAGUAGGGGUAAAGCACCUUUCCCGGCAUAUGCAUUGACAGACGAAGCCAGAACAAGCUUAUUGGAAUGUGUGAAACACUCAGUUAAAUUCCCAGAUGGUUAUUCGUCAGACUUAGCUAGUUGUGUUGAUAUGGAAAAUGGAAAGUUUUCAGAACUGCUACACAGGAAUGUCCAGCUUGCGUUAUCAGGGGGUAAAUCAAAAGAUACCAUCAUGUCAAGAUUGGAUUUAGUGAAGUUCUGUUCUCGGCCACACUUACAUCUUGAUAGUAGGGGUAAAGCACCUUUCCCGGCAUAUACAUUGACAGACGAAGCCAGAACAAGCUUAUUGGAAUGUGUGAAACACUCAGUUAAAUUCCCAGAUGGUUAUUCGUCAGACUUAGCUAGUUGUGUUGAUAUGGAAAAUGGAAAGUUUUCAGAACUGCUUCACAAGAAUGUCCACCUUGCUUUAUCAGGAAAAGCAAAGAACAAAAGGUAUGCAGCAAGAUCAAUUGUUGAAUCAUAUAUCAAUGAAGAGAUUGCAUACUUCUCAGAGCACUACUUUGCCGAGAACAUACAAACAAAAUCAAGGUUAACAAGAUUUGAUGAAGGUGAAAACCCUGUAUAUCAUGUGCCUGGAGUGCCUUCUAUAUUUACUCACGUUGGCCGUCCAAGUGGGGAAAUGCAUGAAACAUGGCUCUCAAGCCGAGACUAUCAAUGCGCACACGCAUAUGUUUUAAGAAAUUGUGACUAUUUCAAGCCAAUUGAGAGUAUGUUCGAGGAUUUUCUUUCAGCAAAAUAUCCAGGACUUCCCGAGAAGGAACUCUCCGCCAAAAGAGCAGACGAAUAUCAUUUAUGGGUUAAAGAAUAUGUUACUUACUGGAACGCCACAAAUCCAUUUCCUACUUGGGUUCAAGAGAUAGUGCAUGGACCUUUGAACAAGGUCAAAACAUGGCCAAUGUAUUUUACAAGAGGCUAUUUGUUUCAUACAGAGAAUCACGGCGCUGGACGUAACACAUGUAACUAUGGGGUAUGUGCUAAGGGUGAAAAUUACACGGAUGAAUCUGAUGCAGCGGAUUUCUACGGAACCAUAACUGAUAUCAUAGAGCUUCAAUAUGAGGGGAUGGUUAAUUUGAGAAUCACUCUUUUUAAGUGCAAGUGGUAUGACCCUGUUAUCGGUAGAGGCACUCGGAUCAGCAAUGGUGGUGUCGUAGACGUACUUUCAACAAGAAAGUACAAUAAAUACGAACCAUUUAUUCUAGCCUCUCAAGCAGAACAAGUGUGUUAUAUUCCGUAUCCAUACGUUAAAAAACCGAAGCAAAUAUGGUUCAAUGUUCUAAAGGUGAAUCCGAGGGGAAACAUUUCUGGAGAAUAUGUCAACAGUUCAGAGACAACUCUUUUGCAAACCGAAAAUGAUGAUGCUGUAUUGAUGACUACAAUUGAAGAUAUUGUACUUGACAAUUUGGAAGAGGAAGUUAACCCAAUAAAUCUAGAUUACGGCGUUGAGGAUGUGGAACCUGAAGAUGAAUUCUUGUGUAAUUUAUCAUCUUCGGAUGAUGAAGAACCAGAUGAUGAAGAAUCCUCCUAAUUAUGUCUAUGUCAAAUUUGUGG